Molecule: messenger RNA, 1068 nt
Organism: Tripterygium wilfordii
Lineage: Eukaryota; Viridiplantae; Streptophyta; Magnoliopsida; Celastrales; Celastraceae
Exons: 1
Coding region: 1-1068 (355 amino acids)
Molecular function (GO): protein dimerization activity
Source: RefSeq, a predicted model, not a curated record
AUGUUGGCUACUGGAGAAAGACAGUCUGGUAGAGGAGCUAAUCAAAUGAGUGCACUUCAUCGAGCUGGAGCCACUCGUUGGAGCUCUCACUAUGACUCUGUUAGGAGCUUGAUAGAAAUGUAUGGUGCAUCAUGUAAAGUUCUUGAACAUCUCAGUAACGAUGGGGCAAUUGGAUCUAUACGUGGGGAAGCUAGUGGUGUUUGUGCUGCAAUUAUGACCUUUGAGUUCAUAUUUCUCUUGCAUUUGAUUGAUAAAAUCAUGGGAAUCACAGAUUUACUUUGCCAAGCUCUACAACGUAAAUCCUUGGAUAUCUUGAAUGCUUUGAGAUUAGUUUCAACAACGAAAGCUCUCCUUUCCAGAUUUAGACAAGAUGAGUGGGAUACAUUUUUUGAGAAAGUGAAGUUAUUUUGUACCAAACAUGACAUUGAUAUUCCUGAUAUGGGUGGUCGUUAUAGAGUGCGUCGUUCAUGUCAACGACAAGAUCCUAUUACAAUCGAACACUAUUAUCACUUUGAUGUCUUCAAUGAGGUAAUUGAUUUUCAGUUGAUGGAGUUAAAUAGUAGAUUCAACGAGAAAUCAGUGGAACUUCUUACUCUAAGCUCUGCUUUGGAUCCGAGUGAUUCCUUCAAAGCAUUUAAAAUUGACGACAUAUGCAAUCUUGCAAGCAAAUUUUAUACUCAAGAUUUCAGUUCACAAGAAAUCCAUGCUUUGAGAUGUGAGUUGGAGCAUUAUCAGUAUGAUGUAAUACUUGAUCCUGAGUUUCAAAGAGUUUCUACACUUUCUGAAUUAUGUCACAACUUAGUUACGUCAAGAAAGUCACAUAACUAUUAUCUGACUGAGAGAUUGAUUCGUCUAGUAUUAACUCUUCCUGUUUCGACGGCGACUACAGAACGGGCAUUUUCAGCCAUGAAGCAUGUUAAGACAGCUCUCCGUAACAAAAUGGAUGACGAAUUUCUUGCAGAUUGCAUGGUUCUUUACAUUGAACGAGAACUUGCUGAGAAAGUCAAUUUAGAUUCUGUAAUAGAUGAUUUUUAUUCCUUGAAGUCUCGUCGGGCACAACUUCAAUAG